GUCCUCAAUUAUUUGUGAUAAAUAUCUGUAGCUACAAGACAAGAAGAAAAGCUAUGGCUGGUAUGCUUCCCGGAGUUGAGUGCGCAAGGAGACGGCGCUUCCACGGCGGUGCUCCACCGAUUGACUUAUCCAACACGGCUUCAGUCGCGGUAGAACCAGGACGGGUCUGGACUCGGCGACCAUCGUUCUCGCUCUACACUACCAAUCAUGACCAAGCCUAUGUCUCCUUCUCGGAGGGAAAUGUUAGGAACAAAUCGUACGGUGAUAAUAACGAUGAGAAGCUCGUCGUAGCAGCCAAAGAGGCUAAGGAGAGGAUGGACUAUUGAGAAGAAGAAGAAACAUGGAUUUCAUCUGCAGAAACCCAUCCACAUAAAUCCAUCUGCAGAAACUCAUCCAUAGGAAUUCAUCCACAAAAACCCAUCUGCAGAAAUCCAUUCACAUGAACUUAUCCAACACGACUUUGGAGGAAAAAAAACCAUUUGAAUUUUGAAUUAAAAGAACUGUUGGAGACUUGUCACAUCAGACUCAAUUGUUAGAUUAUUUUUCUGUAAAAUCUCUCUAUAUGUACUUAGCUGUAGACACAAGAGAAGUUUAAGGGAAUAAAAUUAUCCUUCUUUA
Brassica napus (rape) is the source of this 618-nucleotide messenger RNA. RefSeq lists its product as uncharacterized. NCBI's taxonomy places the organism in Eukaryota, Viridiplantae, Streptophyta, Magnoliopsida, Brassicales, Brassicaceae. The transcript is spliced from 2 exons. The record is from RefSeq and is a predicted model, not a curated record. The coding region runs from base 54 to 326 and encodes 90 amino acids.